ACCUGCCACUUCAACAAAACGAUCGGCAUCGUCACUUUGACAUAACCAUCACGAACAUCAAUAUCAUCGGACGUGUACUUCCUAAUUUCGAAGGAUGACGAAAAUGCAACGUAAUUCAAGCAUUGUUCUAAUGCUUUGUUUUGGUUUGCUUACAACAUUAGAAGCAUUUCAUCAACAAGAAGAGAACACAUUACGGUUUGUGAGCGCGGUAUUCAGACAUGGCGAUCGUACUGCAGACGUUGACAAUAAUGAAUCAUUCCCAACUGAUCCAUAUAAAACCUUUAACUAUUAUCCGGAUGGCAGCGGUCAGUUAACUAAUAUCGGCAAGAAGAGAAUAUAUGACCUUGGAUUGAUGCUAAAAGACAGAUACAACCAAUUACUCAAACCACUUUAUUACCCGCCAAUGGUCUACGUACGUAGCACAAUGAUCCCUAGGACUAAAAUAUCCGCACAGAUAUGUCACGCAGCACUUUUCCAAAUUGAUGACCAAUUUGAGAAGUGGAAUCAUCCAUUUUCUUGGCACCCAGCAGAUAUCAAUUACAUUCAUGAUGCUCAAGAUAUGCUGCUGUUUCCAAUUUUGUGCCCCGUAUAUUACCGACUUUAUCAAAAAAUGCUACAAACUCCAGAAAUAAAAGCAAAAAUAGCAGAAUUUGAUGAUUUAAGGGAAAAACUAUCGAUAUGCACAAGAAAAAAUAUUACCUCAAUGUACGAUUUUUUUCAUUUGUAUAAUACUAUGUUUACACAAAGGCAUUAUGGACUACCUCUACUGCAAUGCACGCAAAACAUAUUUUUAAAUGGCACAAUUGUGGAAGCUGCUAUUUUCCAAUUGAAACUAUUUAGUUAUGGCCCGUUAAAUAAAUUAAAUGGAGGUAUAUUGUUAGGCAGAAUAAUUAACGAUAUGAAACAGAAAAUAAAUGGAACCUUACCAGAUAGAAAGAUCAAUCUCUUUUCUGCACACGACAUAAAUGUGGCCGCAUUAUUGCAGGCUUUAAAUAUAUAUAAUAAUGAAAUUCCAAGAUACGGAAGCUGUAUCAUGAUAGAAUUGCAUGAAAAAUAUGACGAGUUUUUUGUGAAAGUAUUAUAUUAUUUAGGUAUACCAGCAAAAACAGAAGAAAAAAUCAUCCCUGGCUGUGAGGUAUUAUGUCCGUAUAAUAAAUUCGUUCAAUUAUUAUCGGCGACAACUGCGACGAACGAAGAAUCGCAAUGUCCAGAAAAAAUGAACUUAAAUUUUAAAUUUUAACGAUUUGAUUUUGGACUAUUUUUAUUAAUUCUCUUCGUGAUGUAGUAAUUCAUGUUUAAUUGAUUGAAUUUGACAGAACAUUUGAACGAUAUUUAAAAAAUUUUUGAAUGAUUUUUGAAUGAGAGUUUAUUUGAAUGGCAUUUUAAAGAUUUUUUAUAAGAUUUGAAUAAAAUUGAU
Nylanderia fulva is the source of this 1417-nucleotide messenger RNA. Its product is annotated as venom acid phosphatase Acph-1-like. The record is from RefSeq and is a predicted model, not a curated record. Gene Ontology annotation, biological process: dephosphorylation. Gene Ontology annotation, molecular function: phosphatase activity. Lineage: Eukaryota; Metazoa; Arthropoda; Insecta; Hymenoptera; Formicidae.